Molecule: messenger RNA, 591 nt
Organism: Acanthoscelides obtectus
Lineage: Eukaryota; Metazoa; Arthropoda; Insecta; Coleoptera; Chrysomelidae
Source: the annotation of a GenBank genome assembly
AUCUCGUUAAGACCCGAUAAAAUGAUUGGAUGCGUGUCGCGCGAACCCCAUAAGUUCCGGCGACAGUACGCAAAUCGGUUCAGUCGACAACCGAGCAUCGUCGCUUGUCAAUUGUUUCAGACCACGCGGUCGGUAAUCGCCUCCUUGAUUUUUUACCCCCGACUAUCACCUUCCCUACCCAUAACAUCGCUCCUUCGCCUUUUUUUCAAGUCACCCCCCAUAUACCCUAGCCCACUCAGCCCUUUCACCAUUCUUUCAAAAACUCACGAUAAACCCCAAUAUAAUGACUUAGUGCCAUAAGUUAGUGUCUUUUACUCGCAUUUCAACAUGGAGGACAAUAAUUCGAAGAUAACCAUGAACGGUUGUGACAAUGUUGCGUUUACCUUGCAAGAAGGGAGUUUUUUGAAGAACGGGAGUAGCGUAGGAAGUUUCCAACAGGAACCUAAAAGGAAGAGAUCGAUAAUACAAUGGACUAGAGAGGCUCUACCGCGUUUAGAAAAUUAUAGGAAUUCCAAGAAGGCAUUGAAGAGGCCUAGCUUAGGGGAGCUGCAUGGUGGUAGUGAUUUCAGUGGGGUAAGUAUUUGGUUUUGA